Trichoderma breve is the source of this 696-nucleotide messenger RNA. Its product is annotated as iron/manganese superoxide dismutase. NCBI's taxonomy places the organism in Eukaryota, Fungi, Ascomycota, Sordariomycetes, Hypocreales, Hypocreaceae. The record is from RefSeq and is a predicted model, not a curated record. The transcript is spliced from 3 exons. The coding region runs from base 1 to 696 and encodes 231 amino acids. Gene Ontology annotation, biological process: superoxide metabolic process. Gene Ontology annotation, molecular function: superoxide dismutase activity; metal ion binding. Gene Ontology annotation, cellular component: mitochondrion.
AUGUCCUCCUCCCUCCUCCGUACGACGCCUCUCCUGCGCGCCGGCCUUCGCGCCCGUGCCGCAAAGCCUCUCGCCGCCAUGGCCACCACAAGCUUCACCCGCGGCAAGGCUACUCUCCCCGAUCUGCCUUACGACUACGGCGCGCUCGAGCCCUACAUCUCCGGCCAGAUCAUGGAGCUCCACCACUCCAAGCACCACCAGACCUAUGUCAACGGCUUCAACGCUGCCGUCGAGGCCCUCGCCGAGGCUGAGGCCAAGGGCGACUCUAAGGCUGCCGCUUCUCAGGCACCUCUGCUCAACUUCCACGGCGGUGGUCACGUCAACCACUCCCUCUUCUGGGAGAACCUCGCACCCAACGGCAAGGGCGGUGGUGGUGAGCCUGAGGGCAAGCUUUUGACUGCCAUCAACCAGGACUUUGGCUCCUUCGAGAACCUCAAGAAGCAGACCAACGCUGCCCUCGCCGGCAUCCAGGGCUCCGGCUGGGCCUGGAUCGUCAAGGACAAGGCUUCCGGUAACCUCACCCUCGUCACCCGCGCCAACCAGGACCCUGUCACCGGCAACUUUGAGCCCCUGCUGGGCAUCGACGCCUGGGAGCACGCUUACUACCUCCAGUACCAGAACCGCAAGGCCGAGUACUUCAGCGCCAUCUGGGAUGUUAUCAACUGGGGAACCGUUGCCAAGCGAUUUGGACAGUAG